AAGUAAUUAUAUCCCACAAUACAUCACUUCAGUUCGUCGGUAGACUAUAGUCACGUGGUCUUUUCCGUGUCAUGUCGAGUUUUGAGAAGGUGAUAAUUAUUGAUGGUAGAGGGCACCUUCUAGGUCGCCUGGCUACCAUCGUUGCCAAGAACAUCCUUCAAGGUCAAAGGGUUGUAGUGGUGAGAUGUGAAGGUAUCAACAUAUCUGGAAGCUUUUACAGAAACAAACUGAAGUAUCUAGAUUUUUUGCGCAAACGAUGCAACACCAAGCCUUCUCGUGGUCCAUACCAUCUUCGAGCUCCAAGUAAAAUGUUCUGGAGGGUUGUCAGAGGAAUGCUUCCACAUAAGCUUACCCGUGGAAAGGAAGCUCUUGAAAAAUUGAAGGUGUUUGAAGGAAUUCCACCACCAUAUGACAAGAAGAAGCGAAUGGUAGUACCUGCCGCUCUCAAAGUCCUCAAACUUAAGCCGAACAGGAAGUUUUGUGAUCUUGGACGUCUUGGCCAUGAAGUUGGAUGGAAAUACAAGGAUGUUGUAGAAACGCUAGAGAUAAAACGAAAAGCAAGAUCUCAGAUCCGCUAUGAAAAGAAAAAAAAGCUACAGAGCAUUCGAAAACAAGCUGCAGAGAAUGUGAAGAAUGAGAUCGCAGAACAGCAGAAAUUCAUUGAAUCUUGUGGCUACUAUUAAUAUUUAAAAACAGAAAGGAGAAAUAAUAGAUUUUAAAUCUGAAGCAAGGCUCUUUAAAUCUGGCUCAGUUCAUGGACACAAAAACAAGUGAUUAAAAACAGUGACUGUCACAUAUCUUUGUACAAUAAACCUAUGUUGCAGGUUAAAAUACUGAUGUUUGUUUCUUGAAUUCUUUAUUCUAAGCAUGUAAGGUUAAUUAAAAUUUGUGCCAAUUUAACACUGGGGUCGCACUCAAACUUGGCUUCGGCUGAGAAUUUUGUUUUAUACCUCGAUUAGUGAACCUGCUGCACACCAAUAAUAAUAAUUUUGAAUAAAAAUAAAAUUCAAUUUUGGCCACUACAAAAA
Messenger RNA from Anneissia japonica, 1028 nucleotides. Its product is annotated as 60S ribosomal protein L13a-like. Bases 72 to 683 code for a protein of 203 amino acids. Gene Ontology annotation, biological process: negative regulation of translation; translation. Gene Ontology annotation, cellular component: ribosome; cytosolic large ribosomal subunit. Gene Ontology annotation, molecular function: mRNA binding; structural constituent of ribosome. The record is from RefSeq and is a predicted model, not a curated record. The transcript is spliced from 7 exons. Lineage: Eukaryota; Metazoa; Echinodermata; Crinoidea; Comatulida; Comatulidae.